Molecule: messenger RNA, 4182 nt
Organism: Belonocnema kinseyi
Lineage: Eukaryota; Metazoa; Arthropoda; Insecta; Hymenoptera; Cynipidae
Gene: Spred
Product: sprouty-related, EVH1 domain-containing protein 1
Exons: 6
Coding region: 149-1438 (429 amino acids)
Biological process (GO): negative regulation of MAPK cascade; multicellular organism development
Cellular component (GO): membrane
Molecular function (GO): protein kinase binding
Source: RefSeq, a predicted model, not a curated record
AGUACGAACGAACGGUGUACUUGGAGUGAGUGAGUGUAGCACUGCAAGUCGAACACGUACCGACUGAACGAAUGGCUUUUCAAUGUAACGAAAAUGGUGAACUGUGCGAAAAAGUGGGCAUCGAGUAAGAACUUGGAUAACACGGACCAUGACAGAGGCUUCGGAGGAUGGUAAUUAUUUGGUGAGGGUACGGGCACAGGUGAUGACACGGGAUGACAGUUCCGGAGGUUGGGUGCCUUUGGGCGGUGGUGGUUUGGCAAAUGUUUCUGUGAGACGAAGACCUGCUGCCGCUGGAGGACACCAAUUUAGCACUACUAAUGGCACCAACAUACCCACAACCACUGUCACCCCUGCAACCUCUGCCACCAACUCCGCGCAACCCACCACUUGCACGAACACCAAUAGCCAGGGUCAUGGAUCGUCAGGUACUUCACCACCUGGUGCACCCAAGAGAAAACACGAAUACCUCAUCUUCGGGAAACGAAUUACGGAUCAGUCGGUGGUUCUUAGCUGUACUAUUAAGAAGGAUUUUGAAUACAACAAAGUCAUGCCUACAUUUCAUCACUGGCGUACAGGAGAGAAGAAAUUUGGACUUACUUUUCAGACAGCAGCAGAUGCACGUGCUUUUGAUAAAGGCGUACGGACUGCAGUUGAGGAACUUUUAGAAGGUCUGGCUGAAUCGACAUUAAACGAUGACCAAACAGGCGUUGUGGAAGACGAUGUGUUUAUGACGCUAAAUUUGCCAGUGGAUCCAAAUGAUCAACGGCAGACGUCAGACGCAUCAUGUGGAAUAGUGAGAAGGCCGACUUAUCAUUCUCAGUGUUCAGAUCUUCCUGAUCCGCACAGACCUAUACACUACAUUAGCGGACCAUCUGUAAAAGUGCCCCCGUCACAUCAUCCCCUAGAAUCAGCACAGGAUACAACGUCUGAUAAUUAUCCAUACGUACAACUUACAACGCUCAAUCACGAGUAUUUGUAUCCUGCCUUCGACGAUCAUAAAGUAGAUCGGUUGGACAGGCGAAAUUCGGCCAGCUCUCUUAAGAAGCCGGACAUUAUUGAUUCGCAGCCGACGAAAAACACCACCAAACGCAAUAUCCGCUUUCGGUGUAAACAUUGCCAAGAGUUGUAUUCUGAACAACAUAAUCCUAGAGGAUCCUGCGAAUAUGCUCCUGAUUCGAUCAAACGCGGAAUUGCCACAGUUUCCUGUCUCUCUUGCGCCCAGUGUAUGCUUUACCAUUGCAUGAGCGACGCCGAAGGUGACUUCGCCCAAAAUCCUUGCAGUUGCAGUACGGAAGAGGGAUGUGGACGUCGGUGGCUUGGCUUAGCUUUACUGUCAUUGAUUGUUCCUUGCUUGUGGAUUUACCCUCCGCUGCGAGCCGUUCACUGGUGCGGGAUGUCCUGCGGAGUCUGUGGUGGUCGCCAUCAUCCAAUGGAAUAACUGGAGGAGCCCUUUGAUAUCUCUGGCCCGUUUUCUGUCGAAUCUUCGCGUCUAAAUUCUUCGCGCAGCACCGUAGCCAACAUCUACGAAUGCCAUGAUUUGAAUAUGGGACGGUGUCAGAGAUACCAAAGGGGCAGGCAGCUACCUGUUCAUGCGCUUAUUCAUCAACGUCAUCUCUGAGGUGGAAUGACUAUGAUUUAACGAACGAGACAACCCAUGCACAAUCCGACGCAUUUAACCCUUCACUGUAAAUGUUCCGUACGUUUCAUGUCAUUUGUUAGCUUGCUGCAUUAUGUCGAUGUACCCGAACAAAAAAAUAUCCGAAUAAGCUAUUCGAUGUUUGAUUCGUUAGUAUUAACUACUAGCAGUGCUCGAAUUAACUCUCAUAAAAAAAAAAGAAAUUUUUUUGAAGAAAAUCCUAAUAUUACAACAACAAAAAAACAAGUUAAGUUUCUUUUAUAAGAGUAGAAAGACAUGGCGAGAUCUAAUACUGGAUUCCUACCUUACUGACAUUGUGACCGUUCGACAGCUCAAGUGUUUCGUAUUUGAAGACUUUUAUAACGUCACAAAGAACAUUCUAGAAAUUUAGCACGGACACGAACCACUUGAGGUUUCCAACCACCUCGAUGUCGGUAAAUUAGAAAUAUACCUUUAGAACCCGCAAAGCUUUGUUACUCGUAAGGAUUUUAUUCUGAACGUUCCCUGAUAGUCUUUUCUAGUGUUUCUACAAAUCGUUUUUUGUAACUCUGUGAUUGUUAGGAGGAAAAGACUUAAGUUAAAUAAUUUAAAUUGCAUUUGUCUUCCCUAAGUAUUUAUUUAAAUACUUGAUUCGAUCACUGCUAAGAAAGUAAAUCAAGGACCGUCAAUUCUCUGCCAAAUAUCAGCAGAACUACAUAUUGAGAAAAACUUUGGACGAGCAUUUUAAAGACUUUUGUUUUUAUUCGCAUACUCAGGUACUUUGAUAAUUUCUCCAAUGCAAAGGAUCGUUUCACGAUAAUUUUGUAAUUGUAACACGAUCCGCUUGCUUACUUCGUCCCGUUAUUAGGAAAGUUAGGCUUGAUUAACGUGAUAAAGUGGUUAAACGAGCGGAUCGAACUGACAUAAUACACUUACUCUUAAUUAAUAAUGAGCACUGCCUCAAAUUAUAGAGGACGUUUCAAAUUUCCCGAAGCAAAGUCUCGAUAGAAAUUUCUAUUAUUUAGUUUUUUUAAGUAACUCGUUUGACACUUUGCUUUUUAAAAUUUGAGGCACUGCUCCUAAAAAGUACUUCCUUUUUCAAUUUUCUUGUUCUCAGUUGACAAUCGACGUUUUUUCAAGCACAAGCAUUUUGCCGAGCGCACGACGUUAUUUCAACAAGUAUCGUUUACCUUGUACACAUGUAUCCUACCAAAUUUGGAUAAAAAUGAUGAGUACUGCUUGUAAAAAAUCAAAUGAUUCGAGCUGUGCAGUGCCAAAAUAUUUUUGCAACGAGUUGUAUUUAGACUAAAUCGCGUAAUUGGAAUUGUUUUCCGUCGUAAUGUACAGUAUUAACGUUUAAAGUACGUUCUUGCGUGUUAAAUCCAGAUGGCUUAACUAUAAUCCAAUUUCCACUUUGUGAUUUCGAUCCCCUCGCUUUUGCUGUCAGAAUGACAGAAUUUUGAGACGAGACUCUUAAGCGAUCUGUUCAUUUAUGGAAAAGAAAGAAAGUUACGAGUUUUAAAGAGAAAUUGACUGUUUUAUAAUUCUUAAAGUCUCGUCUCAAAAUUCUCUCGGCUCAGUUUUUUUUUUCACGCGAGGAGAUUUAAAUCGCCGAGGAAAACUUUGUGAAGCGCCUGUGUCCUUUUGAGUAUCCAAAUUGUUCGCUCUAAAGACUUCAUUUUGUUUCCAAGGGAUAUGGGCUAGGUUCUGCUGUACGUUUCUAGUCUAUUCAUAAGAUUUCUGCUUUAGCCUACAGACGAACUCCAAGCAGAAGUUUCGCCAUCUUCGUAUUCUUAUUUAAUACUUAGACAAUUAAAGAAUGUUCACGCGUGAAAUGCACUUAAUACAAAACGUCUCCGAGUUGUAGAAUGUAAACUGUGACUGUAUUAAUAUUCUACUUGUCGGGGAAACUAAAGCUUUUAAUUUUCAAAGAUGUGAAAUUCUGAUUUUAAAGCAUUUACAGCUUACAAAAUUUUAAUGCAUUUUAUAGUGUUUUGAAUUUAGGACGUUCAAAAUUGUAAACGUUCCGAGUUCAAAGCACUCGAAUUUAAAACCGUUUCAAGGUUAAACUUUAAAGCCCUAAAAUUUGAUUCGAGCAAGUUAGAAUUUUUUUUUCGAGGUGUCGAAAAUUGAAAAUUUUCGAAAAUUUAAAGUAUUCAAGCUUAGAAGUAUUUGAUUUUCAAAGACACGUGAAAUGUAAGUUAUUUAAAAUUUUAAAGUACUUGUACUUUUUAAUAUUUUAAAUUUGUAAUUUUAAAUUAUCAAUUUUUAAAAUUCUCAAAAUACUAAUAAAUUAAAACAUAGCUUUGUAAAAGCGUUUUAAAAUUGAGGAAUUAAAAAUUUAAAGCAUUUGAAUUUCAAAUUAAAAUAUUUACUUCAAUUCGAAUAGUGCAAAUUAGGUGGUUUUUGAAUUUAAACCCGUCAAGGUUUUAAAGUUCUCUAAAUACAAAGAAAUGAAAAAGUUUCAUUGCAAAAGCGUUAAAAUUCAAGGAGUUAAAAAACUAAAAGCAUUUUAAUUUUUAAUUAAAACGUAUACUUACAUUCAAAUGAUGUAAAGUAGGUCGUGU